GCAACGACGUUCAACGAAAUGUCCGUGACAUCGAUACUUUGGAUGGCUCAGACAUCCGUGAUGCGGAGGACAUUGUGAAGCUUCUAAAGCCACUCAAAACGGCCACCACUGUGCUGUGUGACGAAAAAAACCCACUGUGUCUCUCAUUGUGCCCUUAAAGCAUAUGAUCGAGCAUAACAUGGCAUCCAACGAAGAAGAUUCCCCCACUGUGAGCAACAUAAAGAGAGCUAUACUGAACAACCUUUACAACAGAUACACUUCAGAGUACAACAACCUGCUGGAGUGCACCGCAUUAGACCCCAGAUUCCGGGCUCUGCCUCAUCUAGAGAAAGACCAACGCAAUGAUGUAUUGCACAGACUGAAGGAGAAAGCUGUACUGAUGUUGCAGAACCAGGAUGAGGGCAAAGAAGGUGCCAGUGGUCACCCCCUUGCAGCAGAGCAGCCUCUUGACCAGACAGACAGAGCAGGAGCAGAGCUGAAACAACCUCCUUCCAAGAAAACAGCAUUGGAAGAUCUCCUUGGAGGGACUUUUGAUGAACCAGUUGCACAGCACAUCAGUCCGAUUGAUGCAGAAAUGAUUAAGUACAGAGCUGAAACCUCCAUUUCUCUCAAUAGCUGUCCACUCAAGUGGUGGAAAGAGAAUGCUAGGCUAUACCCACUGCUAUCCAGUAUAGCAAAAGCAUAUCUCUCGACACCAGCCACCUCUGUCCCUAGUGAAAGGGUUUUUUCAUCAGCAGGGGACAUUGUGAAUGUGCAGAGAUCUCAGCUUCUGCCAGAAAAUGUGGAUAUGCUGAUAUUUCUUAAAAAAAACAUGUAAAAAAAAAAAAAAAGAGAUUCUAAGCUAGGAAAGAGCACCGGCAAAGCCUUAGUUUGUUUAUAUGAAAAGAUUUAUUUUAUUUGUAUUAUUUAUUUUA
Messenger RNA from Perca fluviatilis (European perch), 914 nucleotides. RefSeq names its product E3 SUMO-protein ligase ZBED1-like. The record is from RefSeq and is a predicted model, not a curated record. NCBI's taxonomy places the organism in Eukaryota, Metazoa, Chordata, Actinopteri, Perciformes, Percidae. The transcript is spliced from 2 exons. Bases 164 to 817 code for a protein of 217 amino acids. Gene Ontology annotation, molecular function: protein dimerization activity.